UUUUCUUCCCAUCCUAUUCCAUGCUACCCCGCGGCCGCGCGAGUUGGAGUGGUAAAGGAUGCAAUAGGGAAGUUUCAACCCCAAAGUACACUGACACCUCGUCCUGAAACUUGACGAGAUAAGCGAUCAUGGGACAUUUCUGCGAGAAACCAGCUUACUCAAACUUGGUCAUCCUCAAACCUCGAGUAGAUGUGAUUAACGAAAAGAAAAACAACCGAAGUAAAUGUUUAGUGACAAUCAUAAAAGUGCAUCCUUGACCGCAAGACAAAGACAGGCAUGAGAACCACAGUGCCGACCAAGCGGGUCUUUUUGAUCGCUGUCGUCCUCCUCUUUGGUGUUCUCAUUCCGAGUGCUCCUGCCAGACGAGUGCAUCGAUGCUUUCUGGCCAGAAAAUUGCGGCAGGCCGGCUUUGAUCGAACCAAGAUUUUACAGUUUUUAUGCAUCGCAAAAAUGGUGAGCAAGUUUAACAUGACACUCUCCGUCAAGCGAGAGGGAGGCCAGCGAACGGUUGGCAUAUUCCAGCUGACAAGCUACUUUUCCUGCUAUGACAAGUAUGUUCCAGGGAAACGAAACGGUCGCUGUCACGAACUAUGCGACGCCUUCCUGGAUGAGUACCUUGAAGAUGACAUUCGUUGCGCAUCCAUGAUACUGCGCCAAUGGGGCUUCAAGUAUUGGACUGGUUGGGAGAGAAAGUGUCUUUAUGCAAAAGUAUCGCCACUUCUUGACGGCUGCGACUACGAAAACUGAGCACAACAAAGGAAUCAAGCGAUUGCUAUGUAUUCGUCGAAGCAA
Molecule: messenger RNA, 792 nt
Organism: Ixodes scapularis (black-legged tick)
Lineage: Eukaryota; Metazoa; Arthropoda; Arachnida; Ixodida; Ixodidae
Product: lysozyme-like protein 1
Exons: 6
Coding region: 277-747 (156 amino acids)
Source: RefSeq, a predicted model, not a curated record